Molecule: messenger RNA, 1695 nt
Organism: Nerophis lumbriciformis (worm pipefish)
Lineage: Eukaryota; Metazoa; Chordata; Actinopteri; Syngnathiformes; Syngnathidae
Source: RefSeq, a predicted model, not a curated record
AUGAGAAAGAGCAAGGCCCCAUCGACCAGAAGAGGAGAGAUCCAGAACCUCUUUAACAAUUAUGCCUCGGGCCAGACCACAUUACCUGCCUCCUCCCUACUCGGGUUCCUCCACAAAGAACAGAUGGAGCUCGAUGCUGAUGAGGCCGCGGCUGAGAGUUUGAUCGAGAAAUAUGAAAUCGAGGAGAAGGCCGUUGAAAGUCAGUGCAUGACAUUUGAAGGCUUCCACCGCUACAUGGAGUCCAAAGACUGCUGCAUUUUUGAGCAGACCCACACAUCUGUCUACCAAGACAUGAACCAGCCGCUAACAAGCUACUUCAUUUCGUCGUCACACAACACUUACCUUAUAGGUGAUCAACUGGUAGGCAAAAGUCACCUGGAUGCCUAUGUUAGUGCUCUGAGGAGAGGUUGCCGCUGUCUGGAGAUAGACUGCUGGGAUGGGCCAGGUAUGGAGCCCAUUGUUUACCAUGGUUACACCCUGACAACAAAGAUCCUCUUCAAGGAUGUAAUCACAACAGUAGAACAGCAUGCCUUCGAGGUGUCUGUUUACCCGGUUAUCCUGUCUCUGGAGAACCAUUGUUCCAAGGAGCAGCAGGAAGUCAUGGCCCACUACCUCACUUCCAUACUGGGGAACAAGCUGCUAGAUGUGCGUUUGGAUCACCAAACCACGGGAGACCUUCCAAGCCCGAACGACCUAAAGUAUAAGAUCCUGAUCAAGAAUAAAAAGCUAAAGCCGCGCACUAGGAUAGAAGGAGCAUCAGGGACAGAGGCAGAAGACAGUGCAGAUGAGGGUGAGGAGGAGGAGGAAGAGGAGGAAGAAGAUGAGGAGGAGGAUCAACAGAGCAGAUCAAAGUUCUGGUCCCCGAGAAAGGCAGGCUCAAAGAAGAAAAAAAAGAGGGUGGUGGUGGCGGAGAAACUGUCCGACCUUGUCAUAUACACCGUGUCUGUCAAGUUCAUCAGCUUUGGUCACUCGAAAGACAGUCAGAACUCCUGUGAGAACACAUCUAUGGCUGAGAAAAAAGCCCGCAAGCUGGCAAAAGUUUCAGGUAAAGACUUUGUUCUACACAACCAGAGGUUCCUAAGUAGGAUUUAUCCAGCGGGCUCCAGGACGUCGUCAUCCAACUACAACCCACAGGAGUUUUGGAAUGUUGGCUCGCAGCUUGUGGCACUCAAUUUCCAGUCCCCAGGAUUGCCUAUGGACCUUAAUGAUGGCCGUUUCCAAGACAACGGAGGCUGCGGCUACGUCUUGAAACCCGCCGUGCUCAUGACCAGCGAAAGGUGCUUCGAUCCCAGCUGCAGUCAGCGCGGCAUUCCACCAACACAUUUGCUGCUCAAGGUGAUUAGUGGGUCCAAUCUACCAUUACCCAAGAGCGGCAAGACUCUGGACCCAUUUGUCAGAGUUGAGAUUCAUGGGAUUGGAUCCGACUGCAACAGAAAAAACACAAGCACAGUCAAAAACAACUCGCUGAAUCCUUUUUGGGAUACCGACAUGAACUUCCGCAUCAGCGUUCCGGACCUGUGCCUGGUCCGUUUCUGUGUCCGAGACCAGACCGGCUUUCUAUCCAGUGAUUUUGUGGGUCAAUACACGCUUCCCUUCAGCAGCUUAAAGAAAGGCUAUCGCUGGGUCCCACUUUGGUCCCGAGACGGAUGCAGCUUGGAUCCAGCGUCUCUUUUCGUCUUUGUCUGGUAUUCCUAA